AUGAGCGUGAGUGGGCAUGUCGAGCUCAAGCCCGAGGCUGGCUGUGAGAAGGGAGAAUGUGUCGGCGGCUACCGCGACCAGGCCAUCACCAUCGCACUGUAUGGUGUCGGCUCGUGGGAGUUGUUGCUGUGCUUUCUCGUCGUGUUCGCCGCGCCGCGUGCUACAGAUAUGGAUGUCACAAACGCCUUACCUUCCUUGCCAACUUUCCAAUUCUCGCACGAAUGGCUUCUGCUAGGGCCAUUUCAGAUCGGUACUCGCGAGGCGCUUUGGGCUGCCGAUCCUCUUGAACACUUUGGCGGCUUCAGAUCUCUUGCAUAUGACCCAAAUGCGGUCUUCAGAAGCUCGUUGCCCGUUAAUGGAACCACCGGCUGGUCGAAUGUCACAGCACAGCUCACCGAGCCGAGCGUCCAGAGGAACGGUGCCACCUUGUCCGUCGACUUUCAGAAUGUUGACUGGGAAGCUCUGAGGAAUGCAUACGGCUGGGCAGCGUAUCAAUGGCAAGCAUGGAUAAGGGGUGAGAUAUAUGUCCAGUCCAACAAGACUGAGAUUUAUACCCUCUCUGCUCCACAGCUCCUCGAGUGGUGGAUUGACCAUGUUCACUACUUUGGUGGCGACUUCUACGACUACAGUCGAGCUUCGCCAGUCCUGCGCUUGACGCCUGGCAUCCAUCGCAUCGACGUCAGGAUCGUGAGAGAUGUUAGAGCCUUCGGUGGAGUAGAGAGGCCAGCUAUGAACAUCACCCUGCGAUUGGACUAUAGCUAUGCAGGACUGAAGCAUGUUGGAAAGGUGCUCAUUUCCGACACGAUCAACUCGCCUUCUGGCCAAGGUCUAGCCAGUCCAUUCGGGUCUGCUUUGUUACGCAAUGAUGGAGACGAGGAAGUCACCAUUUCCGCUGUCGAGGCUACACACAACGCCUGUCUGGCAGACCUGUGGCUUACCGAGGAGAUACGUAUCGCUCCUGGCCAGACGAGGCCAGUGGCUUUCCGCGUGCGAUGCGUGAGGCUCGACUGGCGGAUCAGGCUGGACUUCAAAUUUCGAGUGGCCGGUAGAGACCGCAUUGAAACAUUGACCAUUCUAGCAGAGCCCAUGCGCCGCAAUCCAGGUGAGCCUCACAAAGUCACUUUUCCUCAUCCCGGUGGCAUUGUCUCUUACGCUAUUCUCCGACCGCCUUCUCGACGAGCUGUCGAUACAGUACCGCCGAACUCAACAUUGCCAGUGCUGCUUGGAUUUCAUGGCGCCGGGGUCGAAGCGGAAUGGGACAGCGUAAGGCUGGCUUUGCAACCACUUCCAGAUUUGCCUGCCUGGGUAUUAUAUCCAACAGGCGUCACGCCGUGGGCUGGCGAUGACUGGCAUGCUUUCGGAUUCCCAGACGUUGAAGCUGCAGUGGAGAUGAUCCCAGAUUGGAUCGAAGUCAACGAGUGGCAAGGACCAGGUGUUAACACUCAGCAGUGGCUCGUCGCUGGCCAUUCGAAUGGAGGUCAAGGCGUAUGGUAUGCUUUGACGCAUUGGCCGGACAAGGUCAUCGCUGCAAGUCCUAUAAGUGGCUACUCAUCGAUACAGAACUAUGUGCCGUACACGUUCUGGCAGCCCAGUGACCCCCUUCGUACAUCAAUUAUACAAUCAGGCCUUCUGCCCUAUCGACAUGAGCUCUUGCUCGCAAACGCGAAGGGCAUACCUGUGCUUCAGCAGCACGGCGGAGCCGACGAUAACGUCCCUCCGUACAAUUCUCGUCUCCAGAGCCAGCUCAUUCGCGAGGCUGGCGCAAACAGCGAAUACUUUGAAUUCGCUGGCAAACCACAUUGGUGGGAUGGCGUCUUCACCACGACUCCUCUGAGAGACUUCUAUCAGCAGCAGAUUGAUCUCAACAUUGCCAACGUUGGCAGAGCGCCAAUCACGUUCCAAGAUUUCUCGCUCGUGGUGGCCAACCCAGGAGAUACUGGUUCCAAGCACGGCUUCCGAGUUUUAAACUUGAUAAAUCCUGCGCAAAUUGGACGCUUAGAUGUCUCCUUCGAUCCUACGACAUUGGCAUGCGCGAUCAGCACAGCCAACGCCACCUCAUCAGACAACACUCGUCCAAGCAUCCGCCGCAUGGGCAGCCAGCUAGGACAAAUGGACUCAAUACUGCGCACCCAAGGGCCAUUUCAGAUUUUGCAGCAUUCAAAGCAAGCACAUCACAUUGCACUGCAGAUAUCCCGUAACCUCUGCCAAUACUUUGCUGCUGACACAAUCAUCAGUGAGGACUGGGACGAAGCAUUUACCUCAACAGGCAACAUCAUCAGCGUUGCGAUCGGCAACGAUCUGCCUUCCGGUUUCUUCAAGGACCAUCCCAUCCAGAUCGAUCAAGGCAGGAGCAUUUCCAUUCGACACUUCUUUGGAAGUCCAGGCCACUAUGACGACUUGGCUGAUCUCGGUUUGGCCGCGAUAUUUCUGAGACCUCUGCCUAUGGGCAGACUGGAAUUGGUUGUUUGGGGAUCUGAUGCUUCGAUGCUUGAGGUCGCGGCACGGCUUGUACCGAUGAUGCCGGGGAGUGGUCAACCGGACUUUGUAGUGAUGGACAAGACAAUGCUCGCGAAAGGAUUGAACGGUGUGCUGGCGAUGGGCUUUUUCGACAAUUUUUGGGAAGUGUCGAAGAAUUCAUUCUUUGGUUGA
Molecule: messenger RNA, 2649 nt
Organism: Pseudocercospora fijiensis CIRAD86
Lineage: Eukaryota; Fungi; Ascomycota; Dothideomycetes; Mycosphaerellales; Mycosphaerellaceae
Exons: 3
Coding region: 1-2649 (882 amino acids)
Source: RefSeq, a predicted model, not a curated record